Molecule: messenger RNA, 1419 nt
Organism: Pieris brassicae (large cabbage white)
Lineage: Eukaryota; Metazoa; Arthropoda; Insecta; Lepidoptera; Pieridae
Product: nitric oxide synthase-interacting protein homolog
Exons: 2
Coding region: 183-1052 (289 amino acids)
Biological process (GO): protein ubiquitination
Cellular component (GO): nucleus
Molecular function (GO): ubiquitin protein ligase activity
Source: RefSeq, a predicted model, not a curated record
CAGACGGCCUACACUGUCAGUCACAAAUCAUUAAUCAGUUAUAGUUACUGUCGUCUGUCACUGUUGGAGAUGGACAUGAUGGUGUAUAAAAUUGAAAACAUACAAUUUUAUUUUCUAUCGUUUUGAUAGAUAUUUGUUGAACUGUAGAUAAUUGUUGUGUUGUUUGAUAAUUAAAAAAUAAAAUGACGAGGCAUGCUAGAAAUUGCACAGCAGGUGCAGUGUAUACAUAUCACGAAAAAAAGAAAGAUGCUGCAGCUUCGGGAUAUGGUACGCAGAGUGAACGAGUUGGAAAGGAUUCGGUAAAGAGCUUUGAUUGCUGUAGUCUCACAUUGCAGCCUUGUAGAAAUCCAGUGGUUACAAAAGACGGAUUUUUAUUUGAUAAAGAAGCCAUCCUGGAAUACAUAAUAACAAAGAAAACGGAAUACACACGUAAGUUAAAAAACUAUGAAAAGCAAUUAAAAAAGGAAGAUGAAGAAAAAAAGGAACUGGCAGAAGCUGAAAGAGAAGCAAAUUUAAUAAAAUUCAUGAAUAGAGAAAAGAACAUAACAAAUGGAGCAAAAUCAGAGGCAUCACAUCAAUCAAGCUCUCUUUCAAACCUUGCUAAUGGGAAACAUAAACAGUUGCCUAGUUUUUGGAUACCCUCACAAUUACCAGAUGCAAAAAUUUCUAAAUUACAAAAGCCAGAUCCUACAGUGUAUUGUCCUCUAAGUAGUAAACCUUUAAAAAUGAAGGAUCUUAUUGAAGUUAAGUGGACCUUAGUAAAGGAUCCAGAUGACAAAAAAUCUUUGAUAGCAAAAGAGAACAGGUAUAUGUGUCCAAUCACUCAUGAUAUACUGAGUAAUGCUGUGCCAUGUGCUGUUAUCAGAACUACAGGUCAUGUUGUUACCAUGGAGUGUGUUGAGAAAAUUAUAAAGAAGGAUUGGCUUCACCCACUCACAGGUGAUAAAUUGAAAGAAAAAGAUAUUAUUCUACUGCAAAGAGGAGGUACAGGCUAUGCACUAACCAAUGAUAAUCUUGAGGCAAAAAAUGAAAGGCCUGUAUUACAGGCUUAAAGAUUUAUGCUGCAAGUAAAUUUUGUAUUGUUUUCUGUCUUCAUAAUCUUAGAUUCUAUUUAUCUAAUAAUAAAGAUUUUUGAUGUUAGUAAGAAAAAUUGUUUGUUUUUAUGAAGUUAAUACUCUAUUAUACAGUCAAAAUCUGUUAUAACAACAUCGAAGGGACUAACAUUGUUAUUAACUACCUUAUACAAUAGAAUUCAGCCAGGACCUUUGAUUUUGGUCAAUAUAACCAGUAUGUUGUUCAAAACGAUGUCAUUGUAAAAGAUUUUGACGGUAUUAUUAAAUUGUUACAAUUUAAGUAGCAAAUUGCAACUAUUAUUGAUUUACAUAGAAAGUUAAUAUGUGGGUAAUACUUCUAAUAUAA